Guyanagaster necrorhizus is the source of this 1830-nucleotide messenger RNA. RefSeq lists its product as uncharacterized. The record is from RefSeq and is a predicted model, not a curated record. NCBI's taxonomy places the organism in Eukaryota, Fungi, Basidiomycota, Agaricomycetes, Agaricales, Physalacriaceae. The coding region runs from base 1 to 1830 and encodes 609 amino acids. The transcript has 17 exons.
AUGCGUAACAUAUACAUCUUCAAUCUCUUUCUUUGUCUCGGAGCAACAGCUACCCGUUUUCUCGAGAGGAACUUAGCGUACAAGUCUCCUUUUUUGGACGCACCCCAGCUGGGACAUAAUAUCGACAACCUGCAUAAGCGACAGGUUCAGCAUGUUCGUCGUCAGAUGGAAGACGCGGGGAUUUUCGAGGAUGAACAUUAUGUCACCUUCUAUGGGAGCGAUUUUAGCAAUAGUCCAUUCAUUUGGAGUGGCGGAUUGAACUUUACUCAUGCUGGUAAGAUGCUUGGCGAUCCUUUCGACACUUCUGUAUUGUUGUGGGCACGGGCAGCCCCAUUGCCAUCAAGUGGAUCAUCGAAGCUACCUGAUCAGAGUGUUCCUGUUUGUCUGUCGUAUCAAGUGUCCAAAUUCGCCGAUCUAUCUGGUCCUCCCGUUGAUUCUGGCGAAGCAUUCACAAGUUAUGAUGUGGACUGGACAGUAAAGAUUGAAGCGACUGGCUUGCAGCCUGACACAAAAUACUUUUACCGAUUCUCUGAUUGCACAGACCCUACGAGCACUAGUCCUAUCGGUACCACUAGAACUUUGCCCAGGCCUGAUACCGCUGCGGACAAUGUUAAUGGAGGAAACCCGUUUAUUCUUGCUGUGUUCUCUUGUUCUCAAUAUCAAGCAGGAUGGUUCAACGCGUACGGAUACGCAGCCAAUUUCGUGAAGCCCGACAUUUAUAUUCACCUUGGAGACUAUAUAUACGAAGGUCUGGGGAACGGUGCCUCGAUUGGACGACAAACUCUGGGCAGGGAAUUGGCGACCAUUUUUGACUACCGCCAACGUUUGGCCCAGUAUAGAACUGAUGAGAGUCUUCGUGCUGCCCAUCUAAGUGGACCAUGGAUUACAGUCUGGUAUGUCGCUGAUAAUGCCUGGAAAGCUGGCACAGCAGAUUCCAACGAUACUUCCAUAGGCUGCUCUUUUUCUCCAUCGGGAGCGUGUUUCACUGACAGGAAAUUAAGUGCUGUACGGGCGUAUCAUGAAUGGAUGCCUAUACGACAGGUGGUCUCGAACGAUAAGCUACGUAUAUGGAGAAAUUUCCAGAUAGGAAGGCUCAUGGAUUUGACGAUGCUUGAUACCCGACAGUACGACAGAGAUUUGACGGAUGUAAGUGUGAUUGACAAACUUGUCAAUACCAUAUCCUCGUACGAAAACCGUAGUCUGAUGGGAGCAGAGCAAGAGAAGUGGUUUUUCCAGACACUUUCCCAGUCGCAGGCACGAGGCGCUGUAUGGCGUAUCAUUGGGCAACAAAUAGUUUUCACCCAGCUGAACCUCAGCGGUACAUGUGAAUUGUCCAAGGAUGCGUGGGAUGGGUACCGAGCCAACAGGCGCCGUGUGCUCGAUCAUCUUUACGGGAACAAAAUCAGCAAUACGGUUAUCCUCUCGGGCGAUAGUCAUGCCAACUGGGUGUCUGACCUUGCCUACCCGAAUGAUACAACGAAGUACAAUCCAAUCUCGGGAGAAGGCGCUAUUGGUGUUGAGUUCGGAGGCACAGCGGUAACAUCUCCAUCUUCGUUCGGUCCGAUAUCACAACCGGAAACAGUCAUCGUUUCACAAGCUUUCGUCGCCGCUAACGCGGACUUACAAUGGAGUGAAGGUUUUUACCGCGGAUUCUUUAGUUUGAAGGUGGAUCCCAGCCAACUAAAUGCAACGUUCUACGCCAUGAAUGACAUCGCCUCCGCUAAUUUGAAAGGCUUUGCUACUGCAGAGUUUAUUGUGAAAGCUGGAGAGAGCAAACUUUCCCGCCCUGUAGCUGGCGGCACUGUUUUGGCGGGGGCUCUGAAAAGUUGA